CAAGCGCACAACAGGACUGCGUAUCCCAAGAGACAACGAGCGUAACGUAACAUGUACAAAGGAGUGACAGGGUUGGUACAUCGGCGCGUCGAGACAGAGCAUUCACUGAAACAUGAAAACCGGAGAACUGCGAAGAAGGUUAUCAGCGCGGCCAGCAGAGGAGAAAAAACGAGUGGGACGCGUAUGCGUAUGCGUAUGUAUGUGUAUGCAAGCGUGCACUACAGCGCGUAAAGGUGGGCGACAUGGAGAGGUCAGAUUCGGGACUGUAGGACGACGGUGUAGUAAGGUGUUCGUGAGCGGCCGGGCAAACGGAUAGACUGGGAUGAGAGACAUUGUGAAAACAAGGACGUCUAAAACACACUCAAGGAAAACAGCAAGAGAGAGCAUAUAGGGGAAGAGAUGGGAAAGGAUAGUGUAUGACAUCGAGAGCGACCAAAAAAACUAUCAUGAGAACAAACAGACGAGAAUUAGAAGUGUGCGAUAGAGGUUGACUGGAGAGGACAAGAGAUGACAUGUUUGGGAAGCAAGAGGGCAUAUGAAAGAGAGCAUAAAUACACGGGCUGUUCUCGACCCGCUCAAGCUGUGAGGACGUAGCGGCCCACUUGUGAGAUGAGAUGACGAUAACCCAGGAGCACGGCGACAGAGGGGAUAUACAGAGCGCAAACUAUCUUGAACAAUCAUUUAGCGUGUGAGGUUUUGUUCCUCGAUUCACCAUAG
Heterobasidion irregulare TC 32-1 is the source of this 717-nucleotide messenger RNA. RefSeq lists its product as uncharacterized. Bases 113 to 316 code for a protein of 67 amino acids. The transcript has a single exon. The record is from RefSeq and is a predicted model, not a curated record. NCBI's taxonomy places the organism in Eukaryota, Fungi, Basidiomycota, Agaricomycetes, Russulales, Bondarzewiaceae.